Molecule: messenger RNA, 1571 nt
Organism: Poecilia latipinna (sailfin molly)
Lineage: Eukaryota; Metazoa; Chordata; Actinopteri; Cyprinodontiformes; Poeciliidae
Exons: 3
Source: RefSeq, a predicted model, not a curated record
CAGAAACAAGCACCUCAGCCACAACAGUGUGUUGAACCUGUGCAACACCCCCAGCCAACUCCUUCAGUGGCUUCUUCACCUAUUCCCCAUCUUAGGCCUCCACAGGCCUCCUUUCUUCCAAAACAGUUUGUGCGUGUCAUCAAGCCAGCAGACCAGGAGUGGAUUGCUCAGUCCCUUUACCAUCCUACCGGACAGCUUAAGCAACAAUUCUCCCAAAACUGGUUUUAUCCACCCAGUCUACCAAAGAUAAUUACUGCACCUCCAGAUCCAACAACCUACUUCAGGCAGAGGAUGUUUUUAUGGGCACCGAUGCGGAUGUGGGGAAUUUCUUUAAAGUGUCAUCAGUGCAAAACCAAAAUGCAUCACUCUGGAAUAUACACAAAGAUCAGAGAAGUUAUCGACCUGGACUCAAGGUAUUAUUUGAUUGGGGGAGACUAUCCCCGGUGCAGUAAAUGCAUGAUACCCGUUUGUCCAUGGAGCACUGAGGUGCUAAAUCAGUUAGAUCCUGCCCAUAGAAACAAGUUUCCAGCCAUUCUCACCACACAAUUGGCUCUUGACAAAAGGUGUGUGACUCUGCUGAAGCCACGGACUGUCGGAAACAGCUCCAGUUAUAUACAACAAGCACUAGAAGAGCUGCACAGUGAGGAGUGGGCAAAACGCACCAUCGAAUAUCUCUCUGACUGUGAGCUUCACAAGAAGAAGAGCGCCCUAACUCAGAGCCAAGAAGUGGUCUACCAGAAUCCACCAGAGUUUAUUCCCCUUCCUCUUGCACAGUGGUUUGAGACUGUGCAUGCAAAUGAAAUACUCUGCCACUUGUCCGAGAUGAAGGGUGUCAUAACCUCGACAUAUGGAAGGAUUCUAAAGCUCGACUCCACCAAAAAGAUCACCAAGAAACUAGCUGGUGGAAUUUCUGAGACCGCAACCUGGAUGACCAACAUCACCAAUGAGUAUGGGCAGGUCCUGAACUGUGUGCUGACCACAGGUGAAGGAGCAGGGUUGGAGGAACUGUGCCAGGGGAUUGUGAAGCGCUUCCAGAAUGCUAGGGAACCAGAGCCACAUAUCCUCUAUGUCGACAGAGACUGCUGUAGUGAAUCAGGUGUGCCUCCGGUGCUCGAGUGGUUUCGACCAUGGAACACUAAAGUGAGGCUUGACAUCUUUCACUACAUGAGACGAUUCACAACCGGUCUCACCACAGAACAUCAUCCUCUUUAUGGAACUUUCUGCUCCAAGUUGUCCUGCUGCAUUUUUGAAUGGGAUCAAGAUGAUGUCAACUGCCUUAAAGAAGCAAAGAGGUCAGAGCUCAAGAAAAAAUAUGCUGGUCAUCCUCCCACAGACGCCCAAGUUUUGGCCAACAUUAGCUCCAGUGAGCUUGCAAAACAUUGCAGAAGAAGGACAAGAGGGGUAGAAGAAACCCGGAACCUCAUCCAGGAAUUAUUAGACUCCAUGUGGGAACUGACUGACACCUCAGGUCUCCGCCUGAUCAACCCUGAGAGCAUGUCUCAUGUGUGUCAAGUGCAGCAGAAGCAUCUGCCAUGCAUCCAAGAUCCACCUGGUGUUGAACUGUACACCAA